CAUUGCGUAGUCUUGGAGAAUGUUAGACGUAUCUUUUUGUAUCUCUCGUGAAAAGAGUCCACAAAGAAUGUGUGUAACUGCAUAAGCAUAUCAAACUUUUGGGUUUGUGACAUAUCUAUGACAUAUCUGUUCUGAGAUAUUACACAAUUCUUCUGUUUAAAUUUUAUUUAAUAUACAAAAGUGCGAUUGCUAAAAAAAUUCAAAAUAUCUCAUAAUAAAACAACAUUGUUUAAUUUUUCUGUUAUAUUCUUGUGGUUAAUUGAAUCUGUUGAAGAGAUUGAAAAAAAUAUUUUAUUCACAAAUCGUAAUUAUUGCAUUUGUUAAAGAAGAAGAAAAUGUUUUAUUUGCAAACUUGAUACGUAUUACAUGAGUUCCUCAAUCAUAAAAUUAAAUCAUAAACGUAUAUGGAUGAAAUAAAAAGAGACUAUUAUAUUUUCUGUUUUAUUUCAUAUCAAUUCUAAAACGCAGUGAACAAAACGUGAACAAAGCUCUCUUUAACAAAGUCAAAUCGUUCGAUCGCUGAUCGAACACUCAUCACCAUUUCGCAAAAUGGUGCAGCAAGAGGCGGUGGUCGUAAGGAAUGCCGUAAAGCGUUAUGGGAAAAAACAGUUGGUGCUCGACCGUUUGAAUAUGACCGUUUCAAGGGGCUCUAUAUACGGACUGUUGGGUGCCAGCGGAUGCGGCAAGACCACUCUGCUGUCAUGCGUCGUCGGGGUUCGGCAUCUCGACAGCGGCGAGGUGUGGGUCCUAGGGGGAAAUCCGGGCGACAAGGGCUCCGGCAUCCCCGGGCCUCGAGUCGGUUACAUGCCGCAGGAGAUCUCCUUGGUCGGAGAGUUCUCCGUGAGCGGUGCCCUCUAUUACUUCGGCAGGAUCAACGGACUCGACGAUGAGGAGAUCGAGAUAAGACAGAAGUUCUUCAUGGAGUUACUCCAACUACCCCCGGCAAAUCGCUUGGUGAAGAACAUGAGUGGAGGUCAGCAAAGAAGGGUCUCCCUUGCCGCCGCGAUACUCCACAAACCCGAACUCCUAAUCCUGGACGAACCCACUGUAGGCUUGGAUCCAAUUUUGAGGGAGAACAUUUGGACCUACCUGAUCCAAAUCACGCAGGAGGAAGGUGUCACCGUGCUAAUCACGACGCAUUACAUCGAAGAAACUAAAGAUGCUAGUAGGAUCGGUUUGAUGAGAUGUGGUCAAUUGUUGGCGGAAUCGUCGCCGCAAAAAUUACUGGAGCGAUUUCAAUGUUCAUUCUUGGAAGAGGCUUUCCUGAAACUAUGCCAGAGUCAAAAUAAUACAAUCACUUCGAAUGAAUUCAACGUGGAAGAUGCUGGCAGCGACGACUUGUAUCAAGAGCAAAAUAAAUAUGAACAAGCAAAAGCAAUCUCGGAGUACAAAGCGGUUUCAGAACGUCAAGUUUCGCGAGCGAGAAGAUUCAAAGCUCUAUUAUUCAAGAACGGCAUUCAAUUUUUGCGUUAUUAUGGAGGGCUAGUUUUUGCAGUAUUAUUCCCGAUAUUGCAAGUUGCCGUGUUCGUUGUGGGAGUUGAUCAUGAAUUGAAAGGCAAGAUUGGGGUUGUCAAUGAUGAAGCUGGCAAUUGCGAUUUCAACAACAACUUCGGCAAUAUUUGGAAUGACGAAUUCACCUGCCACUUUAGCAAUCUCAGCUGUAAGUUCCUGCACAAUUUUGAUGACUCCAUCACGAUAGAGGAUUAUGAUAACAUUUCCGAGGCGACUAAUGAUGUACAGAAUGGAAAACUCAGCGGUGUAAUAUAUUUUAGUCAAAAUUUUUCUAAAGCUCUGCAGACACGAACGGAAAAAAUGCCUAACGUGGCGGAUUCUGAUCUUGUUGCCAGUGAGAUUCAAGUUUUCCUCGAUAUGGGUGACAGACAAAUUGGGCUUUUCAUGCAGAAGAUGUUAUUCGAUCGUUUCUUUAUGAUCUUUGAGGAUAUCAUGAAGAACUGCAAUUAUUCAUCAAAAUUGGCCGAUCCGCCAGUUCGAAUUGAAGAUCCUAUUUAUGGUACAAUGGAUCUCAAUUAUGCAGAUUUUAUGGCACCAGUGUACAUAUUAACACUUAUGUUCUUUUUAGCUACCACAGUCUCUACCACCUUGAUAAUUACAGAUCGGUUAGAGGGUGUCUGGAAUCGAAGCGUAGUCCAAGGGGUCAAGACGGAAGAAAUUCUGCUGUCUCACAUUCUUAUUCAGAGCAUCAUCAUAGUCAUCCAUGCUAUCAUGAUAAUGUUCUUAGUGUUCGUUGUAUGGCGUUUGGAGUGUAAAGGAUCGAUAUUCGCCGCAACCGGCUUCACAUUUCUCGUGGGUUUCUGUGGAUUGAUGUAUGGUUUUACCAUCUCUGUUUGGUGCAAAAAUCACACUGCGGCACAUUACUGUUCGGCCGGAAGUUUUUUCCCACUGAUAGUGCUAAACGGAUGUAUUUGGCCGCUAGAAGGAAUGCCAAAAGCACUCCGCUGGCUUAGCUACGCAUUACCAACUACCUUACCCUCUGAAUCUAUGAGAGGAAUCCUCUACAAAGGUUAUUCCAUGUCUGACUCGCAAGUUUAUAUUGGCUUCAUAAUAAGUAUAGCAUGGAUAUUGUUGUAUUUUGUUAUAAUAUUUCUUGGUUUGAGAUCGAAAUCCUCGUGAUAUUGUUUAGAAACAUAAACAAAUUUUUUUUAGAAAAAAAAACAGAAAAACAGUCUCGCAUAGUCUACAGAGUUCAGUCUACAGUUAGACAAAUAAGCAGAGUGUUUUAUCUAAAUAAAAUAUUUUUAUUUAAAAA
Messenger RNA from Wasmannia auropunctata (little fire ant), 2767 nucleotides. RefSeq names its product ABC transporter G family member 20-like. Gene Ontology annotation, molecular function: ATP binding; ABC-type transporter activity; ATP hydrolysis activity. Gene Ontology annotation, cellular component: membrane. The transcript is spliced from 15 exons. Bases 550 to 2631 code for a protein of 693 amino acids. Lineage: Eukaryota; Metazoa; Arthropoda; Insecta; Hymenoptera; Formicidae. The record is from RefSeq and is a predicted model, not a curated record.